Juglans regia (Persian walnut) is the source of this 1406-nucleotide messenger RNA. RefSeq names its product NAC domain-containing protein 30-like. The transcript is spliced from 4 exons. The record is from RefSeq and is a predicted model, not a curated record. Bases 78 to 1106 code for a protein of 342 amino acids. Gene Ontology annotation, biological process: regulation of DNA-templated transcription. NCBI's taxonomy places the organism in Eukaryota, Viridiplantae, Streptophyta, Magnoliopsida, Fagales, Juglandaceae. Gene Ontology annotation, molecular function: DNA binding.
CUCUCUUUCUCUCUCUCUCUCUCUCUGGUCCUCUCGAUCGUAAACGCAGCAGCAACACAUUUUUCUGAGAGAUAUCAAUGGAUCAGAUGGAGUCUUGUGUCCCACCAGGCUUUAGAUUUCACCCAACAGAAGAAGAACUAGUGGGUUACUACCUGAGGAGAAGGAUGAACUCUCUGAAAAUCGAUCUAGAUGUUAUUGUUGACAUUGAUCUCUACAAAAUCGAGCCAUGGGAUAUCCAAGCCAAAUGCAAGCUAGGGUAUGAUGAAAGGAAUGAGUGGUACUUUUUCAGUCACAAAGACAAAAAAUACCCAACUGGAACACGUACUAACAGAGCCACUGCUGCCGGUUUCUGGAAGGCAACAGGAAGGGAUAAGGCCGUGCUCUCAAAGAACCUAAUCAUAGGGAUGAGAAAGACUUUGGUUUUCUACAAGGGAAGAGCACCCAGUGGUCGGAAAACCGACUGGAUCAUGCAUGAAUAUAGGCUACAAACAUCUGAAAAUGGACCUCCUCAGUGGCAACUACAGGAAGAAGGAUGGGUCGUGUGUAGGGCAUUCAAGAAACCCAGUCCUAAUCAUAGACAAGGUUUUGAAGCUUGGGCUCAUGGGUACUAUCACAGAGAUAACAGCCAAGUUAGACUUCCAGCAUUUUCAGAUUUAGUAGGCAGUACAACAAAUGAAGAGGUUAAUCCAAAUCAAGCUGCAACUUUUGAUGAUCAUCAACCUAUCAUGAUCAAUUCAGUACUUCAAGAUCAGCUUGUUUGCAGCCAUGGUACUAAUCUUUUGACCAACCAACUGACUGAGCUACCGCAACUGGAUAGCCCUAGUACUCUAUCAACCAGUUUGGCAACAAAAGAAGGUAAUUUACAGCACAAAUAUGGUAUCGCCCUUAAUGAAGAUUUCGACGACGAAAGGAGCAGUAUUACCAGCCAUUACAUUGACUGGAGAAAUUUGGAUGACUUGCUAUCAUCACAAUUCAGUAGUACUACUGCCACAACUAAUUCCUUUCCUCAUCCAAACUUGCCUUUGAUAGCCCAGGAAAAUGAAGUGCUAGAAGCUCAAAAUUACAAUGCAGGUGGCCAUUUCCUUGGGUGCUUUCCUGACUUGUAACAAAGCUCACCCGCAGCAUCCAUGCACCAUCUUUAUCAGUAAGAUGAUGCAUGAUUUCAUCAUAAUAAUAAUCUUUUAGAAUUAAGGUAGUUGAAUUCCCGUGUAGAAUUUUCAAAGAGAUUACAUACUCAUGAAAACACAUAUGAACUAGAGAAAGAGCACUCAUGAAUUUGAUUUGAUGAUGGGAGACUUCCUGCAGAUCAGUAAAAUCUGAUCCUACAGUCUUAGGGUUUAUCUAGGUGAAAGUUUUCACCAGCUUAAUUACUUGUGUGUGAUAUUAUUAUUAUUUUUAACUGUAAA